Messenger RNA from Fusarium keratoplasticum, 1131 nucleotides. RefSeq names its product GH16 domain-containing protein. Gene Ontology annotation, cellular component: fungal-type cell wall. Lineage: Eukaryota; Fungi; Ascomycota; Sordariomycetes; Hypocreales; Nectriaceae. Bases 1 to 1131 code for a protein of 376 amino acids. The transcript has 2 exons. Gene Ontology annotation, biological process: fungal-type cell wall organization; carbohydrate metabolic process. The record is from RefSeq and is a predicted model, not a curated record. Gene Ontology annotation, molecular function: hydrolase activity, hydrolyzing O-glycosyl compounds; glycosyltransferase activity.
AUGCGGUGGAUAUCCAAAAGUUACCUGGCCGCAGCAACGGCUGCUCUAUUACCCAUAAACUUUGUCUCUGCGCAGACAUGGAGCAGCUGCAAUCCCAUGCAUAGCACCUGUCCCGCCGAUGACGCUCUGGGAAUGGCCAUCAACGUCGACUUCACAAAGGGCUCGGUCAACUCGUUUGCCGCCUCAGGCUCCCCCCAGUACGACGACGAGGGCGUGGCCUUUACCGUCUCCAAGGGCGGCGAUGCGCCUCAGCUCGCCUCGCUCUUCUACAUCAUGUUUGGCCGUGUCGAGAUCACCAUGAAGGCCGCACCCGGUGCCGGCAUCGUUUCCUCCCUCGUCCUCCAGUCCGACGUCCUCGACGAGAUCGAUAUCGAGUGGCUGGGCGCCGCCAACGACGAGAUCCAGUCCAACUACUUCGGCAAGGGCCAGACGACGUCGUACAACCGAGGCGAGUUCCACGACGUGACAAACACACAGGGCCAAUGGAUCACCUACACCAUCGACUGGACGAAGGACCGCAUCGUGUGGAUGGCUGCCGGUACCGUUGUCCGAACACUCAACUCGGGCGACGCCGAGGCCAACCAGUAUCCCCAGACCCCUAUGCAGGUCAAGUUUGGCGCCUGGGCUGGCGGUGAUCCCAACACCAACGGCGCUGGAACUGUCAAGUGGGCUAGGGGACCGACCGAUUUCAGCCAGGGCCCCUUUACCAUGCACGUCAAGAGCAUCAUUGUUACCGACUACUCCACCGGCGACGAGUACAAGUACAAGGACAACUCGGGUUCGUGGGAGUCAAUUGAAGCCGUUGGCGGUUCCGUCAACGGUAACGAAAACGGCGAGGCCAUGACCGUAACGGCCACUGCCGAGGGCACCGUCGCCACAGCCGAUAACAACGUCCCCGUGGGAGGUAUCGCCGAGGACGGCAGCCCUGCAACGGCCACGCAGACCGGCUGGCCUUGGACUGGUACUCGACCCUCCGGAGGCGCUAUCCCCAGCGGCUGGAGGCUGAACGCCGAGGGUAGAAUCAUUCCCGAGGAGAACAGCGCCUCGAGCUUGAUGGGACCCUACCACAGCGUGCUGGUCUUGGUAUCUGUGCUGGCCGGCAUCCUGACCUUCACCGGCAGACUCUUCUGA